ACGGAGGUGCGCGCGGACCUGCUCGGGGUGGCCGGCAUCGACGUGCCCAUCUCGGACUUCAUCAAGCACACCAUGCCCUACAGCAUCGGAGUCAACGGGUACGUGUUCAUCGUGACGAACAACGGGUACAUCCUGACGCAUCCCGAUCACCGUCCGGUGCACGGCGGCGUCCUCAAGUCCAACUACAACAGCGUGGACCUGUCGGAGGUAGAGUUCGCCGAUGAGGAGCGCGAUCCGCGGGAUCCCAGCCCGGAUAUCCUGGAGCUCCGCGAAGCCAUGGUGAACCACUCGCGUACGCACCUGCAGGUCCGCCUCAAGUUCCACUUCGACGAGAUGAGGCGGGUGGACAGCGAGCUCAAGGACAUCUACAUCGCGCCCCUCAACGGCACACCCUUCUCCAUCGCCAUGGUGCUGCCCACCGAGUACGGCCACGCCUGGCUCAAGGUGGCCGACGAGUUCAAGAUGUUCCGCCAGGCGGGCGCGAAGCCGACGCACUUCUUCAACUCGGACCGGUGGCGCAUCCACCCCGACUGGGACUACUGCGCCUACUUUCACGAGAACUACCUGGUGUUCGACUCACCGGAGGCCCGGGUACUGCACUUCGUGGGGCGGGCGAGUGACACUAACUGGGAGUGGAGGGAGAGGUGGAGAAACCCGGCGAACGAAGUCCACGACCGGUGCGACAAACCGCAUAUAGAUUUCAGUGAUUAUUACUGUGAUCGAGAGCUCAUGCAGCUUCUGGUCUUUGACGCCCGCCUCUCUCUUCCGUACUUCAAAGCCACAAAGUGGGAGCCCAAGAACAGGGACGAACAGGACCUCGCCCGCAAGUACAACGUGUCGCUUAGGUUCAUCUCGAUGCAGAGCGGGCUGACGCGCUGGCAGCUGGUGCACGACCGGGCCGCCGAGGGAAGUCCGAGCAGCAGCAGCCCUCCGCCGCCGGAGUGGGGCGACUCCAACAACCGUGCCAUCGAGGAGCCGUGGUACGUGGGCGCCGUGCUGCAGCACCAGAUCAACAACUACUCGUUCUACUUCUCGCUGCCGCCGAACGCCGACAAGCAGACCCCCAGCAAGCUGACAGUGACGGCCACGCACGCGGUGUUCCACCUGGACGAGAGCAAGUACGUGCCCGCCAGCGUGCUGGGCUACGUCAUCCCGCACGCCACGCUGCAGCGCCGCUUCGAGAACGUCACCGCCAAGGCGUGCAAGACGUGCCUGCCGUGCUCGAGCGAGGAGCUCAACUGCUACCUGCUCGACUCCAACGGCUACGUGCUGGCCAGCAAGAGCACCCUGGACACGGGCCGCUUCUUCGGCGAGAUCGAGGGCGCCGUCCUGGCCGAGAUGGUGUCGGCCGGGCUGUUCACGGCGCGCCACAUGUACGACUACCAGGCCCAGUGCUCCAAGGAGACGCCCAUCGACAGCGCGGCCGGCAUCCUGAGCACGCCCCUCAAUCAGCUGCGCUGGCUGUGGCACUGGACGGUGGGCCGCCUGUCCUGGAUGCUGCUGCAGUCCGAGCUGGGCAGCGUGCUGGGCAGCGAGGCCGGCGACUGGCUGAGCGACCUCUGGCGCGGGGGGCUAGCCGGCGCCGGCGGCACUCCUCGCCGGAGGGUCAAGAGGAAGAAGAGGCCGGAGGAGGACGAGGGCGAGGUCUUCCCCAGGAAGCCGCCCAAGGGCGCCACCAAGACCGAGUACUUCCCCUGCGAGCGGAAGGCCGUCCUGUACCGCCUGGAGCAGGAGAAGAUGAGAGACGGCAACUUCAGGCUCCCUCCUCCAGUGUGCAGCAGAGCAUACUCCGCUAGAGCCGUGCCUUAUUCAAACAUGCUGCUUGUGGUGACAAAUCCAAUGAGUAUAAACACGUGUUUCAAUAAACUUUUGGCGUCCUCAUCCGUCAUAGAAUACAAUGUUACUGAGCCCUGCCAGAAAAUGAAUCUGAACGAUUUACCUCGGAGAAGAUUGGGAGGCUGUUACAAUCAGCAUCCUAAGGAAAAGUACAUAAGAAAAUGUGGCAAUGCUGCAACUUUAGUCAUCAAUAUAGCAGCAGUUAUGGGUUGCUUUUCUAUUCUUUUUCUAUUACCAAAAUUAAUUGGCUAAUAAAAUGGUCAACCAAAUCUUUCA
Molecule: messenger RNA, 2112 nt
Organism: Frankliniella occidentalis (western flower thrips)
Lineage: Eukaryota; Metazoa; Arthropoda; Insecta; Thysanoptera; Thripidae
Product: voltage-dependent calcium channel subunit alpha-2/delta-4
Cellular component (GO): voltage-gated calcium channel complex
Molecular function (GO): voltage-gated calcium channel activity
Source: RefSeq, a predicted model, not a curated record